AUGGCCCGGUUAAACGUUGGUUGGCGGCGCAGUCACUGCCAACAAAUAACAAUAGUUCUUGGUAGUUCGGACGAAAAUGGCGAGAGUAGGAUGUUGCGGCUCACGACGGAGUGUACGGGGUUCGAACGGAUAUGUAUUUGUUCCCACUCGGCAGACGCUGGUCAGGCUGUAAGUACCCGGGCCUGGGACUUCUCCGAGCUGCUGGGGGGUUGUUCCAGGGGUCAAGGUCAAAUGCGGGUGGGUGGGAGCUGGGGUGUGUCGUGUAUGUAUGGGCUUUUCAAUCGCCGCACUCGCCAAGUCGCCUAUGGGUUAUGGAAUACGCUGCGCGAGCCAUCAAUCGAGCGAGGCUCACCUUCGACCCACGACUUCUUUUCCGUGUUCAACCGGCCUGACAAGGGCAUGGGUAGGGGCACCUACCCGGCUGGGGUGUGAGGAUCCCCGGAAUAGGCAAUCACUUAUUU
This is a messenger RNA of Pyricularia oryzae 70-15, 461 nucleotides long. RefSeq lists its product as uncharacterized. The transcript is spliced from 3 exons. The record is from RefSeq and is a predicted model, not a curated record. Lineage: Eukaryota; Fungi; Ascomycota; Sordariomycetes; Magnaporthales; Pyriculariaceae. Bases 1 to 432 code for a protein of 143 amino acids.